Messenger RNA from Marmota flaviventris (yellow-bellied marmot), 6815 nucleotides. RefSeq names its product coagulation factor V (gene F5). The record is from RefSeq and is a predicted model, not a curated record. Gene Ontology annotation, molecular function: copper ion binding; signaling receptor activity. Gene Ontology annotation, cellular component: plasma membrane. Lineage: Eukaryota; Metazoa; Chordata; Mammalia; Rodentia; Sciuridae.
AGUGCAGCACCAGGCACCUCAAGCUGCCAGGCAAGCCCUGCUGGUCCCAGGGGGGCAGAGGGCAGGAGAAGGGAAGGAACCAUGCUCCUAGGCUGCCCACACCUCUGGGUACUGGUGGUCCUGGGCAGCUGCUGGGCAGGCUGGGGGAGACACGGGGCUGACGCAGCACAGCUGAGGCAGUUCUACGUGGCAGCUCAGGGCAUCAGCUGGAACUACCACCCUGAGCACACAAAUCUAAGUUCGAAUCCUUUUACAACUUUCUUUAAGAAAAUAGUCUACAGAGAGUAUGAAGCAUAUUUUAAGAAAGAAAAACCUCGAUCCAGCAUUUCAGGACUUCUUGGACCUACUUUAUAUGCUGAAGUUGGAGACAUCAUGAAAGUUCACUUUAAGAAUAAGGCAGACAAGCCCUUAAGCAUCCAUCCUCAAGGGGUCAAGUACAGUAAGUUCUCAGAAGGUGCGUCUUACCCCGACCACACAUCCCCCGUGGAGCAGAUGGACGAUGCUGUAGCUCCAGGCCAAGAAUACACCUAUGAGUGGCACAUCGGCGAGGACAGUGGUCCCACACAGGACGACCCUCCCUGUCUCACCCACAUCUACUACUCCUAUGUAAAUCUGAUUCAGGACUUCAACUCAGGGCUGGUUGGACCCCUCCUUAUCUGUAAGAAAGGCACCCUAACUGAAGAUGGGACUCAGAAGAUGUUUGACAGGCAACACAUACUGCUGUUUGCUGUGUUUGAUGAAAGCAAGAGCUGGGCCCAGUCGUCGUCCCUGAUGUACACGGUCAACGGCUAUGUGAACAGGACGAUGCCAGAUAUAGCGGUUUGUGCCCACGAUCAUGUCAGCUGGCAUCUGAUUGGAAUGAGUUCUGGGCCAGAGCUGUUCUCCAUCCAUUUCAAUGGCCAGGUCCUGGAGCAGAGCCACCACAAGGUCUCCGUCCUCAACCUCGCCAGUACGACAUCCACUACUGCAAACAUGACCAUGAGCCCAGAGGGGAAGUGGAUCAUCUCUUCUUUCAUCCCAAAACACUUCCAAGCUGGGAUGCAGGCUUACAUUGACAUUAAAAACUGCCCCAAAAAAACCAGGAAUCCUAAGAAACUAACCCGAGACCAGAGGCGGCACAUCAAGAGGUGGGAAUACUUCAUUGCUGCAGAGGAAGUCAUCUGGGACUAUGCACCUAUCAUACCAGCAAACAUGGACAAAAAAUACAGGUCUCUGCACUUGGACAAUUUCUCAAAUCAAAUUGGAAAAUAUUAUAAGAAAGUUGUUUACAAACAGUACCAAGAUGAGACCUUCACCAAACGUGUAGAGAAUUCCAAUAUCAAAGAAGAAGGAAUUUUGGGCCCUAUUAUCAGAGCCCAGGUCAGAGAUACUCUCAAAAUCGUGUUCAAAAAUAUGGCCAGCCGAGUCUACAGUAUUUACCCUCAUGGAGUGACCUUCUCUCCAUAUGAAGAUGAAGUCAACUCUUCUUACACCUCAGGUAGUCGCACCAUGAUCAGAGCAGUUCAACCAGGAGAAACCUAUACUUACAAGUGGAACAUCCUAGAGAUCGACGAACCCACAGAAAAUGAUGCCCAGUGCUUAACAAGACCUUACUACAGUGAUGUGGACGUUACAAGGGACAUUGCCUCUGGGCUUAUAGGGCUCCUUCUAAUUUGUAAGAGCAGAUCCCUGGACAAGAGAGGCAUACAGAAAGCGGCAGACAUUGAGCAACAGGCUGUGUUUGCAGUGUUCGAUGAGAACAAGAGCUGGUACAUUGAAGACAACAUCAACAAAUUCUGUGAAAAUCCUGAUGAGGUGAAACGCGACGACCCCAGGUUCUAUCAGUCCAACAUCAUGAGCACUAUCAACGGUUAUGUGCCUGAAAGCAUACCUACUCUAGGAUUCUGCUUUGAUGACACUGUCCAGUGGCACUUCUGCAGUGUGGGGACCCAGGAUGAUAUUCUGACCCUUCAUUUCACUGGUCACUCAUUCAUCUAUGGAAAAAGGCACGAGGAUACCUUGACCCUCUUCCCUAUGCGCGGAGAAUCUGUGACUGUCACAAUGGAUAAUGUUGGAACUUGGAUGCUAACUACCAUGAACUCCAAUCCAAGAAGCAAAAACCUCAAGCUGAGAUUCAGGGAUGUUAAAUGUAUCCGGGAUGAUGAUGACGACUCAUAUGAUUUCUAUGAACCUAUAGCACCUACAGUCAUGGGUACACGCAAAAUGCAUGAUUCUUCAGAAAAUGAACAAGAAGAAGACAACCCUGACUAUGAUUAUCAGGAUAAACUGGCUUCAGAGUUUGGAAUCAGGUCAUUCAGAAACUCAUCACUGAAUCAGGAAGAGGAUGAGUUCAACCUUACUGCCCUUGCUCUGGAGGACAGCUCCGAGUUCAUUUUCCCAAGUAGAGAUACAGCUAUUGACUCAAAUUCUUCUUCCCCAAGUAACAUUAGUAGGCUCAUAGCUAAUAACCUCACAGAACCUCAGAAAACCCUUCCUCACCCAGGAGCCACAAGAGUUGAUCCUCCGAGGGGUUACCUUGUUGGCUUAGGUGAGAACUCAGUUAUCAACCCUUCCAUGACAGAGCAUUCCAGCCCAUAUUCUGAAGACCCUCUAGAGGAUCCUCUGCAGUCAGAUGUCACAGGGAUAAGCCUGCUUCCACCUGGGGCAAAAGGACUGAGAAGUCCAGAGAGAGACCGAGUAGCAAAGCACAGGUUCUCCUGGAUGAAAUUACCAGCCUACAAAUUUGGGAGGCAUUUAAACCAUGGCAACACUUCUUCCAAAAGGAAACCCUGGAAGGAACUUCCUAGUGAGCCCUUACUCUUAAAACAAAAGAAUCCAUCCAAGACUUUGAAUGGGAAAUGGCAUUUGGUUUCUGAAAAGGGUAGCUAUGAAAUAAUUCAAGACACUGAUGAAGAUGUGGCUGUUAGUAAGCUGCCAAACAACCCCCAGAAUGUCUCAGGGAUGUGGGGAGGAAGCAUCUCUCCUAUAGACAAACCUAACAAGCCUAGUGACCACCCAAAGUUUCCUGGAGUUAGACAUAAAUCCUUACAGAUAAGACAGGAUGGAGGAAAUAGUGGGCUGAAGACAAGACCAUUUCUCAUCAGAACACGAAAAAAGAAAAAGGAAGAGAAGCUUGCAUACCAUGUUCCUCUCUCUCCAAGAGGAUUUAAUCCUCUAAGAGGAAAGUCCUACAACACAUUUUCAGAAAGGAUAUUUGAUCAUUCAUUGUUACCCCCCAAAUCCAAUGAAACAUCUCUUCUUGAAGAACUUAAUCAGACAUCCACAUCUGUCAAUUUUGGCUGGACAGUCUCACUUCUUGACCAUAAUCAAAACACUACAAACAAUACUAGCCAGACAAGCUACCAUCUAGAUCUUUCUCAGACAGUGACCCCAGAAGAGCACUAUCACACAUUUCCUAUCCAAGAUCCUGAUGGAACACACUCUACUGCAGACCCCAGUCACAGGUCCUCUCCUCCAGAGCUCAGCCAGAUGCUUGAUUAUGACCUGAGCCAUGAGUUCCACCCUACUGACAUGGGUCACAUGUCCCCUUCAUUGGAACCUGAAGGCUGGCAGACAACUCUCUCUCCAGAUCCCAAUUACCCAUUCCUCUAUUCAGACCAAGGUCAGAUGACCUCCUCCUCCCCAAACCUCAGCCAGACAACCCCUUCCCCAGACCUCAGCAAGACAACCCCUUCCCCAGACCUCAGCCAAACAGCUGUACCUCUAGUCCUUUAUCAGAUGCCCCCUUCCCCAGACCUUAGCCAGACAACACCCUCCCUAGACCUAGGCCAGAGGACCCUCUCUAAAGAACUUGGUCAGACAAGCCUGGACCCAGAUGAGGGUCAGAUAACUCUCUCACCAGAACUUGGUCAGAUAAAUCUGGAUCCAGAUCUGGAUGGAAUGACCCUCUCACCAGAACUUGGUCAGACAAACUUGGACCCAUAUGGGGGUCAGGUGGCCCUUUCUCCAGAACUUGGUCAGACAAACCUGGACCCAGAUGAGGAUCAGAUAACUCUCUCACCAGAACUUGGUCAGAUAAAUCUGGACCCAGAUGGGGGUCAGAUGCCCCUUUCCCCAGGCCUCAGCCAGGUGACUCUCUCUCCAGACCUGGGUCAGACAAUCCAUCUUCCUAAACUCAGUCCAACACUGCCUCCUCCAGAUCUUGAUCAUACAGCUUACCCUUCUGAGUCUAACCAGUUGUUGCCUCUUUCAGAAUUCAGUCAGACCUUUCCUUAUCCAGACUCUGUGCACAUGCCAUCUCCUCUGCCAUCUCCAACACUCGGUGAUGCUUUUGUAUCCGAGGAAUUUAAUCCACUGGUUGUAGUGGGCCUUAGUGGAGAUGAUGGAGAUUACAUUGAGAUCAUUCCAAGGAAGGAAGUCCAAAGCAGUGAAGAAGACUAUGUUGAAGUGGAGUAUGUCGCCUAUGAUGACCCUUACCAAACUGAUACUAGGACAGACAUCAACUCUUCCAGAAACCCUGACAGCAUUGCAGCAUGGUACCUCCGCAGCAACAAUGGAAACAGAAAAUAUUAUUAUAUUGCUGCUGAAGAAAUAUCCUGGGAUUAUUCAAAAUUUGCACAAAGUGAAAUGGACAAUGAAGACACUGACGACAUUCGAGAGGACACCACAUAUAAGAAAGUAGUUUUUCGAAAGUAUCUUGAUAGCACUUUUACCAUACGUGACCCUCAGGGGGAGUAUGAGGAGCACCUUGGCAUUCUUGGUCCUGUUAUUAGAGCUGAAGUGGAUGAUGUCAUCCAAGUACGUUUUAAAAACUUAGCAUCCAGACCAUAUUCUCUUCAUGCCCAUGGACUCUCCUAUGAAAAGUCAUCAGAAGGAAAGACUUAUGAAGAUGACUCUCCUGAGUGGUUCAAGGAGGAUAAUGCUAUUCAGCCAAACAGCAGCUACACAUAUGUGUGGCAUGCUACCGAGCGGUCAGGACCCGAGAGCCCUGGCUCCGCCUGUCGGGCCUGGGCCUACUACUCUGCGGUGAACCCGGAAAAAGAUGUCCACUCUGGCCUGAUAGGUCCCCUUCUGAUCUGCCGUAAAGGAACACUUCACAAGGAGAGCAACAUGCCCAUGGACAUGAGAGAAUUUGUCUUACUCUUUAUGGUCUUUGAUGAAAAGAAGAGCUGGUACUAUGAAAAGUCCAAAGGGUCUCAGAGACGUGAAUCUUCAGAAGUAAAAAACUCCCAUGAGUUUCAUGCCAUCAAUGGGAUGAUCUACAACUUGCCUGGUCUGAGAAUGUACGAGCAAGAGUGGGUGAGGUUGCACCUGCUGAACAUGGGCAGUUCCCAAGACAUUCACGUGGUUCACUUUCAUGGCCAGACCUUGCUAGAACAUGGCACUCAGAAGCACCAGUUAGGGGUCUGGCCCCUUCUGCCUGGUACAUUUAAAACUCUUGAAAUGAAAGCAUCAAAACCUGGCUGGUGGCUUCUGGACACAGAAGUUGGAGAAAACCAGCGAGCCGGCAUGCAAACGCCUUUUCUCAUCAUAGACAAAGAAUGUAAGAUGCCAAUGGGACUAAGCACUGGUGUCAUAUCUGAUUCACAGAUCAAGGCUUCUGAGUAUCUGAGUUAUUGGGAGCCCAAAUUAGCAAGAUUAAACAAUGUUGGAUCAUAUAAUGCUUGGAGUGUAGAAAAAAUUGCAACAGAAUUUGCCUCUAAGCCUUGGAUCCAGGUGGACAUGCAAAAGGAAGUCGUAGUCACAGGCAUCCAGACCCAAGGAGCCAAACACUACCUCAAGUCCUGCUACACUACUGAGUUCCAGGUGGCUUACAGUUCCGACCACACCAACUGGCAGAUCUUCAAAGGGAACAGCACCAAGAAUGUGAUGUAUUUUGAUGGCAAUUCAGAUGCCUCUACAAUAAAAGAGAACAAGUUUGAUCCACCUAUUGUGGCUAGAUAUAUAAGGAUCUCUCCAACAAGAUCCUAUAACAGACCUACCCUUCGACUGGAGCUGCAAGGUUGUGAGGUCAAUGGAUGCUCUACACCUCUGGGUAUGGAAAGUGGAAAGAUAGAAAACAAGCAAAUCACUGCUUCCUCGUUUAAAAAAUCUUGGUGGGGAGAUUACUGGGAGCCUUCCCUAGCCCGUCUUAAUGCCCAGGGCCGUGUGAAUGCUUGGCAAGCCAAGGCUAACAACAACAAACAGUGGUUACAAAUUGAUCUGCUCAAAAUCAAGAAGAUAACUGCAAUUGUAACACAGGGCUGCAAGUCUCUGUCCUCUGAAAUGUAUGUGAAAAGCUACACCAUCUACUACAGUGACCAGGGUGUGGAAUGGAAACCUUACAGGCAGAAAUCCUCCAUAAUGGACAAGAUUUUUGAAGGAAACAGUAAUAUCAAAGGACAUGUUAAGAAUUUUUUCAAUCCACCAAUCAUUUCCAGGUUCAUCCGCAUCAUUCCUAAGACAUGGAACCAAAGCAUUGCACUUCGCCUGGAGCUCUUUGGCUGUGACAUUUACUAGAGCUGAUUAUUUGAAAAACCAGAAGAGACUCUUUCAGACUUCCAAUCAUUCAGAGUGGACAGUGUGUUUUAUGGCUAUUUUAAAUAUUAACAUUUUCCCAUUAUUUCUCUUUUUUUCUAUUCUAUUAGAGAAUAAAAUUUUAUAUAAGAAAUUUUUAUAAUGCAAUUCAUUGCUGCCAUUCAAUGAGAUAGUGGCUAUUAUUUCUACAUUCAUUUGAAUAUAGAUGGGAAAAUAUCAUGAACCAACAAAAAAAAAUGACAUCUUUCACAAUGAUUAAAAAUUCUAUAUAAAGAAAUAUUCAUGUGAUUAAUAUGCUUCAUUAUAGCUUUUUCAAAUCCCAUAUGCAUUAAUAAAAGAAAGAUUACUUUAUAGACCUG